UAGAUGGCGCUCGCACGACUUCUGUUCUGAAUUUUCAAAAUGGCGGCGUGUUUGUAAAGCUUCAUGCUAACGUAAGAUCAUUUAAGAUGGAUAAGAAGAAAAAACAAUAUAAUGUCACAGCAUCGUCGCUGGUUGAUUUGAAAGCAGAGCUUUACAGGAAACAGGAGUCGUUCAAGCAGGAGAAACUUGCUCAGGAUGCAGGAACUACAUCCAAAUCACACAACCACACAAAGAAACCCAGUGUAUGGACUAAACAGAACCAAGGCGUGUCUGCACGGGCUCAGAAGGAUGUCGAGAAAACGGCAGAAGAGGAACAAAACUUAGAUAAAUCAAGGCAGAAGCUGGAGGAGAAAGCACGCCUCUAUGAACAGAUGACUAAAGGAGAUUUUCCAGACGAGGAGACAGAAAGUUUGUACCUGGUGGAUUUUACGCAGAAGAUAAUCGAGCAGAAGAAAGUGGCACAGAGCAGAGAGGCUGAAAGUGGAGACAGAGAUGGGGAAGGAACAGACCUGCACGUCCCCAUCCCACCCCCACAGAGCACUGACGAGGAAUGGGUGGACUAUGUUGAUGCGCUGGGAAGAUCAAGGAAGUGUUUAAGAAAGGAUUUACCCCAGUUUCAGAAAAUGGACCAAGAUUUACAGGGCAAGAGAGUGGUCGGAGUUGACAGGACAUUGUUGUCUGAAGACAUGAGGCGAGAGAUGCAGAGAGAGCAGUGGGAGCGGGAGGAAGAGGAGCAGAUGAAGAGGCCCGUAGGGCCCGUUCACUACGAGAACAUCCGAGAUCAAGAGGCCAGAGAUCUGGGUGUUGGCUAUUUCGCUUUUUCUCAGGAUGAAGAGCAGCGCAAAAAGCAACAGGAAACUCUGGAUAUGCUGAGAGCCCAGACCGCAGAUCAGCGCACAAAGCGUGAGAACCUGAAGGAGAAGCGGAAGGCUCUGCUCGAGGCUCGACUGGCUAAAGUGAAAAUGAGGAAGAUGAAGAAAAGCAAGAUGGAGCCCGGAGCGAAGGAGGAAGAAGCUCCUGCGCCCGACGGAGCGGUUAAAGAGGAAGAGGACAAACCCGAGCUUGUGAUCGGACCUCCAGCUCCUCCUGAAGCCGUAAGCAAAAAGGUGGAGGUUGAAAUUCAGGAGAGAAAAGACUCGAGGCCGGGAGUGCCACAUGUCAGAGAGUGGGACAGAGGAAAAGAGUUCACGUGGGGUCAGUGGACGACUCAGCGACGGGAGGAGAGGGAUUCGGAGUUUGCGCCGCCCUCUUUAUACUUCGGGGAUGAGAGACGAGCCGGUCACGGCAGGUUAACUCAGGAAGUACGAAGGGGCAAAGGGAAACCUGCCUUCAAAUGGUCUGAGGAGCAGAAGGGAUCAGAUCAGGACGGCACACAAAGACAAACUCAAAACACACACUCAUCUUUUACACCGUUCCCAAACCAGGCCUCGUUCUCACAGCCUCAGCAAACGACACAAGCACCAUCUGCACAGACCAGCGAUCUGGAUGCUCUUUUAUCCUUUUACAAAAACUCUGUUUAAGCUUUAAAGCCAGUCCGUUUCCUCCUCCAACUCGUCUCGAGUUUCAUUCCUUUGAGUCGCAUUUAGUCGCUUCACUAAACACCAACAGACUAAUCAUUAGGAGAAAGACUGAAUAAGUAGUUUUCAUUCUGUUUUAAUGGAGCUCUACAAAUUCAGAUGUUUUGAGAUCUGGACUUCAGAUCAGGUUAAAACAUAAAUAAGCAGUUUUAAUGAUGUAUUUAUGAUCAUUUUUGAAUCCUACAUGUCUGAUAAUAAAACACUUCAAACA
Tachysurus vachellii is the source of this 1788-nucleotide messenger RNA. It is a transcript of the gene ccdc174, whose product is annotated as coiled-coil domain containing 174. Lineage: Eukaryota; Metazoa; Chordata; Actinopteri; Siluriformes; Bagridae. Gene Ontology annotation, cellular component: nucleus. The record is from RefSeq and is a predicted model, not a curated record. The coding region runs from base 87 to 1520 and encodes 477 amino acids. The transcript is spliced from 11 exons.